Molecule: messenger RNA, 3299 nt
Organism: Lepisosteus oculatus (spotted gar)
Lineage: Eukaryota; Metazoa; Chordata; Actinopteri; Semionotiformes; Lepisosteidae
Source: RefSeq, a predicted model, not a curated record
GAAGUGACCCGCAGCGGGAGAAGAACUGUGGUGCUUAUUAAAGCGGAGCCUUCGGGGUCUGGAAACAUACAGAAUAGAAUUUAUAUUUCAGUUAAACGCAGAUUUGUAUUCAGUUGUUUUUGAGAGGAACAAAAAGCAGGCCAGGAUGGCGGCGGACUGGCUGGGGAGCCUGGUGUCCAUUAACUGUGGGGAGACGCUGGGGAUGUACCAGGGAGAGGUCUCUGCUGUGGACCAGGCCAGCCAGACCAUCUCCCUCAGACAGCCCUUUCACAAUGGGAUCAAGUGCCCGGUGCCUGAAGUCACCUUUAGUGCUAUGGACAUCAAGGAGCUGAAGAUCCUGGAGAUCCCUGGCAGCAGCGCAGGGGGCCAGCCAGACUCUAGUUCCUCAGGCCACAGUGGCCGGAGUGCCAGGGCAGCAGGGGUGCCCAGCAGUGCACCGAUGGCUGUGCCUCGCAAAGGUGAGCUGAGAACACAGGAGGGGUUCAACUCGCCUCAGCAGUGUUCAAAAAGCUACGGGGAGCGCCACCUCGAUGCCAGCCAGGCCAAAGGCUUUCGCCGGCGGCACAACUCUUGGUCGUCAAGCAGCCGGGGGCAGAGUCAGGCCACGCCGAAGAAGAAUGGGAUGAAGAAUGGCGGUCCGCUGAAAAACAAGGAUGACGAGUGUUUCGGGGAUGGCAUGGAGGACAGCCUGGACACGGACUUUGACUUCGAGGGCAACCUGGCGCUCUUUGACAAGGCUGCUGUCUUCUCCCAGAUCGAGACCUCCGAGCGCCGCAAUGGGGCACGUUCUCGUGGCACCCCCAAUGAGCGCACACCCUCGCGCUACCGGCACGACGAGAACAUCCUGGAGGCAGAGCCUAUCGUCUACCGGCAGAUCACCGUGCCUCAGCAUGGCGGCAAAGAGUACUGCACUGGUAAGAGCUUUUGUCCCCUCGCGCCUCAGCCAGAAUGCAGUUUCGGCAUGCAGUUGACCCCUAAGAAUGUGCACCAGCGCCCCACGGUGGCCUUACUGUGUGGCCCUCAUGUUCAGGGCGCACAGGGCAUCAGCUGUGGACGACACUUGGCCAACCAUGAGGUCCACGUCAUCUUGUUCCUGCCCAACUUUGUGAAGAUGUUGGAGUCCAUCACUAAUGAACUCACGCUCUUUGGCAAAACAGAUGGCAAGCAGGUCUCCAGUGUCAAAGAUCUGCCGGACACGCCGGUGGACCUGGUGAUAAACUGCCUUGACUGCCACGAGAACGCCUUCCUGAGGGACCAGCAGUGGUACCGCGCGGCUGUGGACUGGGCCAAUCAGAACCGGGCCCCAGUGCUGAGCAUCGAUCCUCCCAUGAGCGCGCAGGAGCAGGCUGUGGAUGCCAAGUGGUCCCUGUCGCUGGGGCUGCCCCUGCCCCUGGCUGAGGGGGCGGGCCGGCUGUACCUGUGCGACAUCGGCAUCCCACGCCAGGUCUUCCACGAAGUGGGCAUCAAUUACCACUCGCCCUUUGGGUGCAAGUUUGUCAUCCCCCUGCACAGCACCUAGCGUCCUGUCUGGCACAGCUCCGUCACCUCCCGGAGCCAGGAGAGUUCACGCUGCCUUAGUCUACAGACUGGGAUCAAACGAUGGGGGCAGCAGGGUGAGGGGAGCAGAUGGGUGUCUUUUUUUUCUUCUAUUUCCAGCCCCCCUGGUGGGCGCUGUGCUGUGGAGAAGAAAACUGUUCUGAGGAUGCGGUUUUCUCAUGAACUGUCUAGUUUGCACUGAAUACAUGAGGUGCAGCCAAAGUAAGGAAAAAGCUGUUUGUUAUCUGGUUUUAUAAUUGACAAGAGCUAAAUCUGAGGUUGAUCUGUUUACAGUGCAUUAGUUCAGGAAAGGUGACUGGCCAGACCUGGACGAAUUUCAGAAUUAGCCAUGUUUAACUCUUUUGCGUUAGCGGGGAGGUUCAUUGCUGUUUUUGUUAUCACUGCUUUCACCUUUUAGGACAUGGCUCAGCCUGAUCAAAUGUAAAAAGUUAUUUUUCUCAUGCGAGUCUUGUUGAGAUUUCCUUUUUUUCCCUGAACCAUGAGUUGAUAAUUUGUAGAAAUACAUGAGGUUCUGUACCAGUGCAGAAGUUUUUUCCUAUUAAGAAUGUCAAAUAAAAUCAAAAGUCAUCAUGAAAAGAUCAAAUGAGAAAAGUGUGUGAUGUGACCAAGUACUGAAGAUUUCAGUUUGGCAUGUUCCACCCAUUCUGGAGUUCUGCCACCCUGUUGGCACCGUUUCAAUGUUUCUGCAAGCUUGUUCUGUAAUAAAAACAUUUGUACGUCUUAGUCUGUAUUUUCAGAAGACUAAAACUUUCUUAUAGUAGGAUUUCAAUUUAAUCCCACCAGAUGUGAGUAUUACUCUGUGAUCCCACAGUAAAUGUCGAGUUGGGUUCUUGAAACGUUUUUUACAUUUUCUUGGGUGCAUUACAAAAAAUACUGUUUAAUAUUAAAAAUGUUCUGCUUUAGAAAUGUGUAAUAUUUAGUUGAUAGUGUAUUUGCAUCCUCAUUCAGGUAUUUGGGAAAGAAUUUGAGGAUGAAAAUAAGCAGUUUUACAUAUGAUCUGUAGCUAGGUGAAGAAGCCUCUUAAUUUUAUAAAUUGUGUAGUGUUAGUGUUUUAUUGUUUUUUAGUUAACAGGAGUGAAUUAAAUGCUUAAAGUGUGAAUCUGUCUUGUUUCCUGCAUAUUUGUCCUGUUCUCACAGACAUUAAGAAAUGACUACUCUUUCACUUCAAAAGUGAUAGGAAAGAUCCACAUUGUGUGUCGAGGUCAAAGUAUUGAAGUAGCCCCUCAGGGAGUUUGGCUGUGAACCAGUUGACAUUUUAUGGUCAUUAAUAUUAUGUACAGAUAUACAUACUUUGCAUUCAACAUUCAUAAACAACAUUGCAUCAUGUUUAAUAUGCAAAUAAAUGCAGAGAGAUUAAAGACCCUGGUUAAAUGAAGCAUUUAAUAUUUGAGAUAAAGUUAAACUUAUUUGCAUUUUUAACAGAAGAACUAAGAUUCUUGCAAGUAUACAAGUGUAAUGAAAAUGUUUUGGGAAUGCAACAGGCAGGUUUUCUAGAUAUUUCAAGGGCAAUAGAAGUCCUGCUUUUUUGAAGUCUCUGCUGGAGCAAAACAGGCCACUGUAUCAUACAAUGUGACCUAUUGUGGAUCUGUGAUUGUCAUGUGGUAUGCUUUUUCUACAAAUAAUAUCAAAUGCUAGCUUUUGUAGAAAACCUCUUUUUUACUAUGACUAUCAUACUCAGCCUUACAAGCCAGUGUUAAUUGGCUGCAUUGUUCAGUUAAUGUUUUAAAGGUGUUAUAGGGAAA